AUGGCCAUUGCUCACCUGGCCCUGAUUCAUCUGCUGAUGCUCAUAAUCAGGGUGUUCCUGGAUAUAGACAUUUUGGGGGUUCAGGAUAUUUGGAACGACAUCACAUGUAAAGCCAUCAUCUACCUGUAUAGGCUGAUGAGGAGCCUGUGGGUCUGCACCCCCUGCCUGCUGAGUGCCCUGCAGGCCACCACCCCCAGCUCCAGAGGAUCUUUUCUGGCCAAGUUCCAGCUCACGUCCCCACAGCACAGUCUGUGGUACUUUCUCAUUCUCUGGGUGUUCAACAUGUUCAUUAACAUUCGUAUUUUAGUCUCUAUUGGAGGCCCCUCCAAUGACACAUCAGAUGUUUGGUUUUCCACUAAAUCCUGCAGGGUUUCCCCCACAGGUUACUAUUACAGGAUCUUAUUUUCCCUGGUAGGAAUACUCCGGGACAUCUUUCUUCACAGGCUCAUGGCCCUCUCCAGUGGGUAUAUGGUGGCUUUCCUUUGGAGGCAUAAGAGGCAGUGCCAGCACCUUCACAGCACCAGCAGGAUUGCACAAGCCUCCCCAGAGCAGAGGGCCACUAGGACCAUCCUGCUCCUCAUGGGUUCCUUUGUGGUCAUGUACUUUGUGGACUGUAUGAUCUCCUCCUCUUACAGUAAAAUGCAGAAGAAGGAUCUGGUUCGCCUUGUGUUCCAGAUGCUGGUGGGCAAUGGCUACACCACCGUCAGUGCUAUGAUGCUCAUUAUACCAAAAAACGAAUAA
Messenger RNA from Urocitellus parryii (Arctic ground squirrel), 741 nucleotides. Its product is annotated as vomeronasal type-1 receptor 90-like. Gene Ontology annotation, cellular component: membrane. The record is from RefSeq and is a predicted model, not a curated record. Lineage: Eukaryota; Metazoa; Chordata; Mammalia; Rodentia; Sciuridae. Gene Ontology annotation, molecular function: pheromone receptor activity. Gene Ontology annotation, biological process: G protein-coupled receptor signaling pathway.